Molecule: messenger RNA, 1027 nt
Organism: Ceratosolen solmsi marchali
Lineage: Eukaryota; Metazoa; Arthropoda; Insecta; Hymenoptera; Agaonidae
Gene: Rheb
Product: Ras homolog enriched in brain
Exons: 6
Coding region: 441-989 (182 amino acids)
Biological process (GO): signal transduction
Cellular component (GO): membrane
Molecular function (GO): GTPase activity; GTP binding
Source: RefSeq, a predicted model, not a curated record
CACUCGUACGACAAGCGUUUUACUAAUGUGUUUAUGUUUUCCAUCUUUCUUCAGCAUUAUACACAAUUUUUCUCGUCUGGCUUCGAGUAUAUUAUUAUAGAGGCUGCAUAAAUAUUGUAUUAUCUUUUUUGUGUGUCCAUCAUUGAAUUUUUUUUUAUUAUAUGUAACGGAUAAUAAACUACAACAAAAUCGUGUAGAACUAACUGUAAUGUUUAUAUUGUAGUAAAUAACUAAUUAAUUUGCUUAUUCGUUAUAGCGAAAUAGUUAAAGUAGAUUCAUUACUGUCAGCACAAUGGAAAAAAUUUUUCAUGUUAAAAUCUCAAAAUGGUAGAGAAUUGUGGGAGAAAUUUUUCAAUCUAGCAUAUUUAGCUGAUGUUCUGUUUUAAUUUAUAAUUAUUAAUUCAAUUUCAACUUAACAAUUAUCCUAAUCGCUUAGCAACAUGCCGCCUAAACAGAGAAAAAUAGCGAUCAUGGGCUAUCGCUCUGUUGGAAAAUCUUCAUUGAGCAUACAGUUUGUUGAAGGGCAGUUUGUUGAUUCAUACGAUCCUACUAUAGAAAAUACAUUUACAAAAAGUACUCGAGUGAAUUCUCAAGAUUAUGAAGUCAAAUUAGUUGACACAGCAGGUCAAGAUGAAUAUAGCAUUUUUCCAACACAGUACUCAAUGGAUAUUCAUGGAUAUGUUUUGGUAUAUAGUAUAACUAGUGCAAAAAGCUUUGAAGUUGUACAAGUUAUAUAUGAUAAACUUCUCGAUAUCACAGGAAAAGUUCACGUACCAAUCGUUUUAGUUGGAAAUAAAACUGACUUAUAUGUAGAUCGAAUGAUUACUGCAGAACAAGGAAAACGGUUAGCAGAUUCAUGGCACGCAGCUUUCUUAGAAACAAGUGCAAAACAAAAUGAGUCAGUUGCCGAUAUUUUUCAUACUUUAUUGGUUGAAAUUGAAAAGGCUGAUGGAAAUGUACAAGAAAAACCUAGUUGCUUAUUAUCUUGAACUAAAAUUUUAAUUUAAGGUUUUGAUUUCUUCAAAUG